Molecule: messenger RNA, 6682 nt
Organism: Diabrotica virgifera virgifera (western corn rootworm)
Lineage: Eukaryota; Metazoa; Arthropoda; Insecta; Coleoptera; Chrysomelidae
Exons: 15
Coding region: 187-2832 (881 amino acids)
Molecular function (GO): sequence-specific DNA binding
Source: RefSeq, a predicted model, not a curated record
AAACAAAUGACAAUCGAUGAAAAGCCCUAUGGCCCUAUAUUAUUAUCCGGUAAUAAGGGUAAUACGUAAUUGAAUAAUUAAUAAUAAUUAAAAUUAUUUUAUAAACCUUUUUAGACAGUACAGGGUGGUACAGGUGCAAUACAACCUUCAAGAGAUUUUUUUUAGUUUUAUUAUAUCUGUUUGAAAAUGGUUGAAUCUUGCAGUGCAGUGAAAUGUUAUAAUAGACGCAACAAAAAUGAGAAAAUGAAGUUUCACAGGUUUCCUACAGACCCUAACCGGAGAAAAUUGUGGUUGAAUGCAGUAAGAAGAGUGAAUUUUAUUCCCAGUAAAACAACCGUAAUUUGUGAAAAACAUUUCACUUCUGAGGAUUAUGAACUUAAUGUCUAUGGAAAUAGGAUGCUAAAAAAGUCAGCUGUCCCAUCUGUGUUUGAGUUUCAUGGCCAUAUCAAGAAAGAACAUAAACAACAAGGAAUUUUAAAGAGAAAACAAUAUGAAGAGUUAACCUCUGAAGAAACAGAGAAAAUUUUGAAUAUCACUGAAACUGAAGUGAUUGAAGCACCUGAGAAUUGCAGUUGUGCUGAUGAUGGAAAUAUAUUGCCAGCUGGCCCUUCAAACAUAGCACGAAAUCCAGGAGUCUUGCAAUCAAGUGAACCUUCAAGUGCAAAUAGGACAAACAACUUCCGACCAAACAACCGACUUCAAGUGCAAAUAGGACAAAAUUUUGCAAACAUUUGUAAAAGGUCUAAAAGAGAACCAGUAUAUGUUGGAGAAACUGAAGUGAUCGAAGCACCUGAGAAUUGCAGUCAUGCUAUUGAUGAAAAUAUAUUGCCAGCUGGCUCCUCAAACAUAGCACAAAAUCCAGAAGUCUUGCAAUCAAGUGAACCAUCAAGUACAAACAUUUGCAAAAGAGAACCAGUAUACGUUGGAGAAACUGAAGUGAUCGAAGCACCUGAGAAUUGCAGUCUUGCUGAUUAUGGAAAUAUACUGUCAGCUGGCCCUUCAAACAGAGCACAAAAUCCAGGAGUCUUGCAAUCAAGUGAACCUUCAAGUGCAAAUAGGACAAACAACUUCCGACCAAACAACCGACUUCAAGUGCAAAUAGGACAAAAUUUUGCAAACAUUUGCAAAAGGUCUAAAAGAGAACCAGUAUAUGUUAGAGAAACUGAAGUGAUCGAAGCACCUGAGAAUUGCAGUUGUGCUAUUGAUGAAAAUAUAUUGCCAGCUGGCUCCUCAAAUAUAGCACAAAAUCCAAGAGUCUUGCAAUCAAGUGAACCUUCAAGUACAAACAUUUGCAAAAGAGAACCAGUAUACGUUGGAGAAACUGAAGUGAUCGAAGCACCUGAGAAUUGCAGUCAUGCUAUUGAUGAAAAUAUAUUGCCAGCUGGCUCCUCAAACAUAGCACAAAAUCCAGAAGUCUUGCAAUCAAGUGAACCUUCAAGUACAAACAUUUGCAAAAGAGAACCAGUAUACGUUGGAGAAACUGAAGUGAUCGAAGCACCUGAGAAUUGCAGUCUUGCUGAUUAUGGAAAUAUACUGUCAGCUGGCCCUUCAAACAGAGCACAAAAUCCAGGAGUCUUGCAAUCAAGUGAACCUUCAAGUGCAAAUAGGACAAACAACUUCCGACCAAACAACCGACUUCAAGUGCAAAUAGGACAAAAUUUUGCAAACAUUUGCAAAAGGUCUAAAAGAGAACCAGUAUAUGUUGGAGAAACUGAAGUGAUCGAAGCACCUGAGAAUUGCAGUUGUGCUAUUGAUGAAAAUAUAUUGCUAGCUGGCUCCUCAAACAUAGCACAAAAUCCAAGAGUCUUGCAAUCAAGUGAACCUUCAAGUACAAACAUUUGCAAAAGGCCUAGAAGAGAGCCAGUAUACGUUGGAGAAACUGAAGUGAUCGAGGCACCUGAGAAUUGCAGUCAUGUUGAUGAUGGAAAUAUAUUGCCAGCUGGCCCUUCAAACAUAGCACAAAAUCCAGGAGUCUUGCAAUCAAGUGAACCUUCAAGUACAAACAUUUGCAAAAGGUCUAAAAGAGAACCAGUUUACAUUGGAGAAACUGAAGUGAUCGAAGCAGCUGAGAAUUGCAGUAGUGCUAUUGAUGAAAAUAUAUUGUCAGCUGGCUCUUCAAACAUAACACAAAAUCCAGGAGUCUUGCAAUCAAGUGAACCUUCAAGUACAGACAUUUGCAAAAGGCCUAGACGAGAGCCAGUAUACGUUGGAGAAACUGAAGUGAUCGAGGCACCUGAGAAUUGCAGUCAUGUUGAUGAUGGAAAUAUAUUGCCAGCUGGCCCUUCAAACAUAGCACAAAAUCCAGGAGUCUUGCAAUCAAGUGAACCUUCAAGUACAAACAUUUGCAAAAGGUCUAAAAGACAACCAGUAUACUUUGGAGAUUUCAAGUUAUCGGAUUUGGAUAACACGCAAUUUCGGAUGAGAUUUUGGAAAGUUGCUCAGGAAACUGUUGAUAAGUACAGAAAACUGAUUAAAUAUAAUCAAUGUCAAAUAAGAAGACAAGGGAAAAAAAUAAAAAGUUUAAAGAUCCUAUUGGAUGAGCUAUUAAAAGAGAAGAAAAUAUCUGCAGCCCAGUCAUUAGUAUUGAAGGAAAAUCUUUCAGAGACUCAAAAACACCUGAUCUUUGGCCAUCUGAAAAAAGGGAAGUCUAAUGAAUAUAGCCCAGAAUUAAGGUGUUUUGCAUUAACCUUGCAUUCUUAUUCAUCAUCAGCUUACAACUAUGUUAGAAAAAUGUAUGGGAAAACAGUUUUACCACAUCCACGCACUCUUUCAAAAUGGCACAGUGUUGUAGAUGGUACACCUGCUUAUAGUGCAGAAGCACUGCUAAAUUAAAGCAAAAUUAAAGUAGAUGUUUAAAAACAAAAAGGAAUGCACUUUGUUGGUGCAUCUCCUAUAAAGCUAAGUGUCCAUGUGCGACAAAAUAGUCUCGAGACUGCACUCACAAAAUGUAUACAGGGUGAUUGAUUAGUGGGGUAAAGUUCCGUAGAUCCGUUAUAGUAAUAGAUAGCAAUAAAAGUUAAUAACAAAAAUUGUAGCCAACUUUGAGCUUCACAUUUCAGAAUUAAUUAGAAUGUUACAGGGUUUUCGAUAACAUAGUGGCAGACCAAACUUAUCUUUUUUUGAAAUGGAACACCCUGUAUUUUAUUUUAUAUUCGAAAUCUUCUUAACUUCUCCAUUACAAAAAUAUAAAGGUUUGUUAUGUUAUACAUGGUACUUACAAAGUUAUAACCAAUUUUAUAUGAAAAUCGUAAUAAGUUCAACUCACUGUAUAAAUAAAAAUAAGCACAAAAGCAUUGAUGCCAUAUUUUUUUAUUUAUUGUCAAAAUUUUCAUAAAUCAUUGAUAUUGCUAAUUUUCUUUAUAUUGAAUACAGGGUGAGUCAAAACGCAAGUAGGUACAUUAUUUUCUCAGUAAUUUUAAAUGGAACAACCUAAGAUAUUUUAUAUUACUAUCAAAAAGUACCAUUACCGUACUUUAAUUUUUAUAUAGCAUUCCCUAUGUCUAAAUUUAUUAGUUUUCGAGAUAUUUUCAUUUUUCCAUGGACCAGUAGCGUGGCCACCCAGAUUACCAGAAUUUAAUCAACUGGACCGAUUUUUUUGGGGUUACUUUAAGAAUGAAGGUUAUAGAAUGCCUCUAGCAACAAGAGAUGAGAUGAAAAAUAGAAUACAAAGUGUAAUAAUGUACUUGCGUUUUGACUCGCCUGAGUUGUAUUCAAUAUAAAGGAAUUUUAGCAAUAUAUCAUUUAUGAAAAUUUUGACAAUAAAUAAAAAAAUAUGGCAUCAAUAAACCAUUGCCGUUUUGCUUAUUUUUAUUUAUACAGGGAGUUGAACUUGUUACAAUUUUCAUAUAAAAUUGGUUAUAACUUUGUAAAUACCCUGUAUAACAUGCCAAACCUUUAUAUUUUGUAAUGGAGAAGUUAAGAAGAUUUCAAAUAUAAAAUAAAAUACAGGGUGUUCCAUUAAAAAAAUAAGUUUGGUCUGCCACUAUGUUAUGGAACACCCUGUAACAUUCUAACUAAUUUUGUAAUGUGAAGCUCAAAGUUGGCUACAAUUUUUGUUAUUAACUUUUAUUGCUAUUACUAUUAUUAUUAUUUUAUCUAUUACUAUAACGGAUCUGCGGAGCUUUACUAGACUAAUCAAUCACCCUGUAUGGGUCUGAGAGAACUCUCCGAGACAAGCUGUGACUUGUCAAUGAGACUUCACUUGUCACAAGUGGACAUGCUUUUCUGUCUUGGCCAGAAGAGCUGAGACUAGUCUCAAGUGUUUGUUGAAAAAGUAAAUAUUAAAUUGCUUUAAAAAUGAGAUGGGAUUUUACAGUUAUCUUCUGUUUAUGAAGAAAAGGAAUUCUUGUGGAAUGUUAACUACAAGUUAUACAGAAAUAGAGAAAACAAAAUGAGUUUGUAUACUGAAUUUGCAACAAAAUUGAAUAAUUGUGAUGCAGACGAAAUAAAAAGGAGGAUACACAAUUUAAGGAAUCAGAAUAGUACCGUGGGAAAUGUACAGAAUGAGGAAACAUUAAAUUCAGAAAUACCACCUGUACAGGAAAAUAAAAAAGAGGUACAAAAGGCCGUCACAAUGUCAAGAUGAUGACUAUGCUAAAAGAAGCCCUCGAAAUAAUGAAAAAGCCAAAAAACGAUUUUGAUUGUUUUAGAGAAUAUGUUGCGUUGGAAUUAAAAACUUAAAAAAGAGAUUAUUUUACAGGGUGAUUGAUUAGUGGGGUAAAGCGCAAUAGAUCCGCUAUAGUAAUAGAUAGCAAUAAAAGUUAAUAACAAAAAUUAUAGCCAACUUUGAGCUUCACAUUAGAAAAUUAGUUAGAAUGUUACAGGGUGUUCGAUAACACAGUGGCAGACCAAACUUGUGUUUUUUUAAAUGGAACACCCUAUAUUUUAUUUUAUAUUCGAAAUCCUGUUAACUUCUCCAUCACAAAAAUAUAAAGGUUUAUGUUAUGCAGGGUAUAUAUUUUUUUUUUAUUUAUUCUCAAAAUUUUCAAAAAUGACUGAUAUUGCUUAUUUUCUCAGUAAUUUUAAAGAAAUCCCUGUAUUUUAUAUCACUAUUGAAAAGUACCAUUACCGCGCUUUAAUUUUUAGAUAACAUUCCCUAUGUCUAAAUUUAUUAGUUUUCGAGAUAUUUUCAUUUUUCAAAGGGCCAGUAGCGUGGUCACCAAGAACACCAGAAUUCAAUAAACUGGACUGAUUUUUUGGGGGUUACGUUAAUAAUGAAGUUUAUAAAAUACCUCCAACAACAAGGGAUGAGAUGAAAAAUAGAAUACAACGUGUAUUUCGAUGUGUUAAUUUACAAAUGCUUCGUAGUGUAAAUAGCUCAUUCAAUGAUCGUUUUUAGGCGUGCAUAAAUGUGUUAGGAGUUAAUUUUGAACACCUUAUGUAAUUAAAUAUUAAAAAUAUUUUAUUAAAAGUAGCUUUUAAUUUUUUCAAACUUAUUUUUUUGCAAAAUGUAUUGCUGAUAAAUUAUUUUUCGUUUUUUAUUUGUUACAUUGUUACAUUUACAUACAAAAAUAGUGUUUAAUUGUCUUCACAAUAUGUUGUAAUUUGUGUUUGUGUGUUUUUUGGUAAAAUUUAUUACCAAUAUAUUAUUUUUCUUUCUUUGUUUCAUUUACAUACAAAAGUAGUUUUUAAUUGUUUCAAAAAUGUUGCAUGUUGUGGUUGAGUUUUCUUUUUUGUAAAAUGUAUUAUUAAUAAAUUAUUUUUGUUUCUUUAUUUGCUACGUUGUUACAUUGAUUAGCGGAUUGAUAAUCAGUAAUCGUCAAUUGUCAAUUCAGUCAUGGCUUACAUAAAAUUUGGAAAAAUUUAGACACCUAAAAUAAUUUGCUCUGAAAAAUGAAAAUAUCUCGAAAACCAAUAAAUUUGGACAUAGGGAAUGUUAUAUAAUAAAAUGGUAAUGGUACUUUUCCAUAGUGAUAUAAAAUACAGGGAUGUUCCGUUUAAAAUUACUGAGAAAAUAAUGUACUUGCGUUUUGAGUCACCCUAUAUUUAAUAUAAAGAAAAUUAGCAAUAUCAGUCACUUUUGAAAAUUUUGAUCAUAAAUAAAAAAAUAUGGCAUUACUAAGUCAUUGCUGUUGUGCUUAUUUUUAUUUAUACAGGGAGUUAAACGUGUUACGAUUUUCAUAUAAAAUUGGUUAUAUCUUUGUAAAUACCCUGUAUAACAUAACAAACCGUUAUAUUUUUGUGAUGGAGAAGUUAACAGGAUUUCGAAUAUAAAAUAAAAUAUAGGGUGUUCCAUUUAAAAAAACAUAAGUUUGGUCUGCCACUGUGUUAUCGAACACCCUGUAACAUUCUAAUUAAUUUUGUAAUGUGAAGCUCAAAGUUAGCUACAAUUAUUGUUAUUAACUUUUAUUGCUAGCUGUUACUAUAGCGGAUCUAUUGAGCUUUACCCCACUAAUCAAUCACCCUGUAGAGGGCUAUUGAAAAAAGAGAUUCGUACGGCAAUUGCAAAUAUUUCGGACAUGAUCGAAAGAAGCCACUGGUCCAAUGCAGUAGCAUCUCCUUUAAGUGCAAGUACUUCAAACUGCUCCACUCCAAUGACUUCACCAACCGAUGAAGAUAACAUUUCUCUACCAGGAGAGUCUCUAUAACAGCUCAAUUUUUUAUGAUUCUUUCAAUCGGUUGAUAUAAUUAACUAUUUAUAUGUUUGUACUAUUUUCAUAAUAAAAAUUAAGUUGUUUAGAAA